CGCUUUACGGCUGCUGAAACCCCUUUCCUCUCCUCCCUCCCCCUCUCCUCUGGACAGCCCAGUGUCGCCGUUACAGCGUCCGGCCUCCUUCCUUUUUAAGGCUGGUUUGGCAGAUGAAGAUUUAUUCAGUUACGCAUCAUAACAGGAAGUGAUGAAUCAAUGAAAAUUAGAGUUGGACAGACAGAUUCUUCUGCCCAAUCUGAGUGAAAGGAGUAAGAUGGCUAAAACUUCCCACCUAUGGUGAGAACGAAAGAGAAGGUCUCAAAUCAGGCAUUUGAACAUGGCGAUCCUAUUCUUCUUCCUUGGUCUUUUCUUCUCAAGGCUGAAUAUAUCACGCUUCUUCAAGCUUUCAUCUUAAUUUGCAGACCUUAUAAUUAUACAUAUUUAAUGCAACAGGUAAAAGGAUGGCUUACCAAAAAGUCCACGGAGAUCAGAAUGCACACUAUUUAGAUAGUGAAGACCUUCAAGCCACUUCCCUGGAGUUAGAAUGGGACAUGGAGAAAGAACUGGAGGAGCUAAGCUUUGACCAUUUUACUUUGGAUGGAGCAAUCCAUCAACCAAUGGAGAGUAGUCAAAACGCUGACUUGGAGUCCAUUCAACCAUCAGCAUCUCCCAAAGGAAGGUUUGAAAGACUCCAGGAAGAUCUGGAUUAUAUUUCUCACCAGAUACAGCAUCCACCAAAGACCAAUUGCUGCAGCUUUUGCUGGAUAUUUAAGAUAUUUUGCACUGCUACAAGUUUAUUUAUUUUGGGGGUUUUGAUAGGCUACUAUGGACAUGCACAAUGCCCAUCUUUACCAGCAUCUUCAGAAGCCAGUAACCCUGCCAUUAUUCAGGAUAUUCUUAAAGGUAUUGAAGCAAAAGACCUUGCACACAUUUUCAGAGACUUGAUGCAGCAGAAUGGAAAAGAAGAUAGAGAUGUUGCAACAAAACUUCUGGGUCAGUGGACAUCCUUUGGUCUUGAAGAUGUCCAGCUCAUCAAUUACACUGUCUUGCUUGACCUGCCAGGCUCUUCUCCAAAUACAGUGAUUCUGAAUAACACUGGGGAAUGUUAUUAUCCUAAUGGACAGCCAUGUAACAAGGAGACCCAAACUCACUACAGUCAAGACCUUCCAUACUCCUAUGCUGCUUACUCUGCCAAAGGAACUCUCACGGCUGAAGUCUUUGAUGUACAAUAUGGAAGUCCAGGAGAUUUGCUCAGGAUUAAACAGUUUACUAACGUGUCCAGCAAAAUUGCUCUUUUGAAACUUGGACAUAAGCCUUUGCUAUAUAAGCUUUCACUGCUAGAAGAGGCAGGUUUCAAAGGGGCUCUUCUUUACAUUGACCCUUGCAAUUUACCAAAGUUUCAAAACCUGAGCAAUAAAGCAUUUAUGGUGACAUUGAACAGUGGUGGUGAUCCUUCGACACCUGGAUAUCCCAGUAUUGAUGGAAGCUAUAAACAACACCGAUCAAACCUCACUUCUCUAUUAGUGCAGACUAUUUCAGUGACACUGGUCAGGAAGCUGUUCAUUUCCCUUGAGGAAGCUGGUGAAAAUGAAGUUUGCCAGCCACUGAGAUUGCCUUCUGCAGCAGAAAGGAAAAUUGUGACUUUGAAUAUUCAAACUCAGCCAACAUAUAAAACAAUAUCCAAUGUUGUUGGGUAUUUAAAAGGAGCUACAGUUCCUGAUAGAUACGUCAUAGUUGGCAGCCACCACAGCAGUUUGCCUGGCUACAACAGCGAGCAGUGGGCUCAUGGCACAGCAGUAAUGACUGCACUUAUCCAAGCCUUGAUGAGGAAGGUGAAGAAAGGUUGGAGGCCUGAGCGGACCAUCAUUUUCUGUUCAUGGGGUGGAACCAUGUUUGGGAAGAUUGGUUCCUACGAAUGGGCAGAGGACCUUAGGAAAGUUCUCCAGAGGAAUGCUGUGGCAUAUGUGAAUCUCCAUGAUCCAAUAAGAGGCAAUGGCAUUUUAUACUCCAUAGCAUCUCCUUCUGUUCAGCAACUAGCAACUGAAGUUAAAAAGAUCUACAAGUUCACCUGUCUUGGGCCAGAGAAAUGCAUGGAAUCCAACGCUAGUUCAAUUCAAAUGCAAGGGGAUUCUGAUUAUUUCAUCAACCACCUUGGGGUCCCAGCUUUGCAGUUUUCCUACCAGGAUUCAACCACGUUAGAGGCAGCAAGCUUUCUUUCUGAAGCUGUUUUCCCUGCGUCUUCGAUAAUAUCCACAAACCUGGAUUCUUCCUUCCACCUGCACGAAUCCAUCACUAAGUUGACAGGAGAAGCAAUUUUGCAAAUUGCUAGCAAGCCAGUUCUGCCUUUUAAUGCCCUGGAUAUUGCAUUGGAAGUUCAGAAGAACCUGCAAGACGAGCCUCAUAAUGUUGGCAAUUUGCUGAAGGUGGCCUAUGCUUUACGGGAGAGUGCAGAAUUGUUUCAAUCAGAUGAGAUGCGGCCAGCCAAUGACCCAAAAGAAAGAGCUCCUGCACGUAUCAGGAUGUUGAAUGACAUACUGCAGAGUCUUGAGAAAAACUUCUUAGUUUCAGGUGUUCCACCAGGGUUUUACAGAAACAUCCUUUAUCGACUAGAUGACAGGACACACCAAUUCUCAGUACUCCUGGAGGCAGCAGAACACUGGAAGUUACAUCAGUCAAACGAGACUCUACAAGCCAUGUUGUCAAAAGUGUUCAACAGUUUCAAUUCAGCUCAGGUUUGUUUCAAAGCAGGACUCGAGAUCUUUGAGGCCACCUCAGUGGGAGACCAAUGACGAACUUGGCUUUUUGGCAUCUGCACACAUGCCACUAAGAACCUUGUUUACAUUUUCCAGAAGGCGACUUGGGAUCAGACUUGAAAUGAUAUAGGAUUGAAAUCUUUCUUUGGUUUUCUCAACUUUAAAGAAGGAAUCCCUGUUUCAGGUAGUCCCACAGGUGCUUUUUCAAAAGGCAACUGGACUUUCUGGUUCCAGAAAGUCCAUCUGCCUCUGAAAAAGCACCUUUGGGACAACUAUGACCUGGAUGACUCAGAAUCUCCAUAGACAUUUGUUUCAAGAUACUUUAUAGUAGCCCUAGACCAGGGGUGGGCAAAUAUGGCCCCUU
Messenger RNA from Pantherophis guttatus, 3060 nucleotides. The record is from RefSeq and is a predicted model, not a curated record. Lineage: Eukaryota; Metazoa; Chordata; Lepidosauria; Squamata; Colubridae.